GAGGCUUUGAUGCACCCGUGUCCUUCGCUAUUGACUUGACUCCCAUUACCACGGCAAGGACGAUUGUAUUGCUUCAUCCGAGUAGUGAUUACUCCCGUACCUGCAUAGGAAACGUUGGAUCGCGGGGGCCCUUGCGCAGCAAAAUUUCCACACUCGACGGCACGUUCAACCCAGACUGAGACAUCCCAAACCUCAACACCACCACCCGCUCCCAAAACCACGAGGCUCCCUCAGCCUGCCGCGUGAGCAACGGUCUUGUCAGUGCCAGCUCGUCCGCCUGAUUUGCCCCCCGAAGAGAAUAAAAUAUAAGCCCAUAUCACCCAGGACCGAAGGACACCGUCUUCGCCAUGUCCAAAACAACUCUUGCCGUCAUUGCAGCUGUCAGCGCAGGUGCUGGUGCCGCUGCUACUGCCGCCAUGUACUCGAUGCGCUCAGAAAAGCGCCUCGAAGCUCCCCAGUCAACCACAGCAACCACAUCAACAACAACCACUGUCACAACAACCGCGAAACCCCCCGUCCCCGCCUCUCAAGUCUUCACACCCCCCACCCCCCCGCUCCCUCCCGCCGUCACCUCCGGCCCCGUCAAUCCCGCAGGCCUGUUCGAGUACGGCUUUCCCGGGCCCGUAGCCGACCUGGCGCACCGGAGCGCGCUCAUCUCGUCCUUCGACCGGCGCACGCGCAACCCGCACUGGGUAGUGGAGCACAUCACGCCCGCCUCCCUAUCCCAACGCUCAGGAGACCGCAAGAACAGCGCUUUUCUCGAGGACCCUUCCAUCCCCGAAAAGUUCCGGGCCAAACUGAACGACUACUUCCGAUCCGGGUACGACCGUGGCCACCAGGUUCCCGCGGCCGACUGCAAGUGGUCGCAAAAGGCCAUGGACGACACUUUCUACCUGAGCAACAUGUGCCCGCAGGUCGGCGACGGGUUCAACCGCGACUACUGGGCGCACGUCGAGGACUUCUGCCGCCGCUUGACGCAGCGCUACCCCAGCGUCCGCAUCGUCACGGGCCCCUUGUACCUGCCCCGCCGCGACCCGGCCGACGGCAAGUGGUACGUCAAAUACGAAAUGAUUGGCAACCCGCCCAACGUGGCCGUGCCGACGCACUUUUACAAGGUCAUUUUUGCCGAGGAAGGGGACGGUCCCAAUGCCGGCGGAAAGGUGGCCCUGGGCGCAUUUGUUCUGCCCAAUGCGCCCAUCCCCAACGAGAAGCCGCUGUCUGAUUUUGAGGUGCCCAUCGAGGCCAUCGAGAGGGCCAGCGGGCUCGAGUUUGCCAGCAAGCUACCCGUGCAGAGGAGGAAGCGCCUGUGCGCCGAGACGAACUGCUCCAUUGUGGUCAAGGAGUAUGCUGAGAGGCAGAAGGCUUUUGGGCAGCAAAGCAAGUGAGCGGUGGGGUGCGGGCAAGAAGGGUUUUCUUGCUUCAUUGGUCUCCUCCGUGAUAUUUAUGUCGCGAUCCUGUAUACCUUUUUGUACUAUCACAGCAUCUUUGGUUGGUCGGUUGCAUAGAGGGGUUCAUGUUUCAUCAACAGAUGCGUUCUUAUUACCGUUCAUAGAGGGAGCGAGAGGAAGAGCUAGCGCGAGCUUCGUGCCUUAGGUUACCAUAUCUUGUAUAGCAGAUUCAUGUAGCAUAGCACCAGAUAAAUGUACAAGGCACUAC
Molecule: messenger RNA, 1656 nt
Organism: Canariomyces notabilis
Lineage: Eukaryota; Fungi; Ascomycota; Sordariomycetes; Sordariales; Chaetomiaceae
Exons: 2
Coding region: 348-1385 (345 amino acids)
Biological process (GO): apoptotic DNA fragmentation
Cellular component (GO): mitochondrial inner membrane; nucleus
Molecular function (GO): RNA endonuclease activity; single-stranded DNA endonuclease activity; metal ion binding
Source: RefSeq, a predicted model, not a curated record